AAAAAAAGACAAGACGUGUGCGAAUAAAACUUGAAUUUAAGACCCAGUAUAAAUAAAUAAAGUGCUGAAAUUGUUGCGGGAGAGGAGGUAGGCUUUAACAGAGAAAGAGUGGCCAGUUCAGGCACAGUAGGAAGACUGUAAGAAGCCAGUAGGCAUGAAUCAUGCCCUGAAAGGAUUGAGUUAGAAAAAAAGAAAAGGAAACUACUAACAUGCAUUGUAUGCCUAUUAUAUUCCAGGCACUGUUAGGCAAUGUUUUAUCUUACGUUGGUCUCAUUACAGUCUUGCAAAGCAAAUCUACAAAUCCAUGUUUCACAGGUGAGGAAACUAAGACUUGGUUAAUGUUAUCAAGUAUUGUCUUUGGUUUCAAAUAUUGUCAAAUACAGCCUCUCUUGCACAACUUCUCUUUUAGACCUCUCUAUUUUCAUACUUUGUUUUUAGAGAAGUACACCAAACUCAUCAUGAUUGAAGACAAUAAGGAAAAUAAAGACCAUUCCCUAGAAAGAGGAAGGGCAACUCUCAUUUUUUCCUUGAAGAAUGAAGUUGGUGGACUAAUAAAAGCACUGAAAAUCUUCCAGGAGAAACAUGUGAGCCUGUUACAUAUUGAGUCCCGAAAAUCAAAGAGAAGAAACUCAGAAUUUGAGAUCUUUAUUGACUGUGAUAUCAACAGAGAACAACUGAAUGAUAUUUUUCAUCUGUUGAAGUCCUACACUAACGUUCUCUCUGUGAAUCCACCAGAUAAUUUUACUGUGAAAGAAGAUGGUAUGGAAACUGUUCCUUGGUUUCCAAAGAAGAUUUCUGACCUGGAUCAUUGUGCCAACAGAGUUCUGAUGUAUGGAUCUGAACUGGAUGCAGACCAUCCUGGCUUCAAAGACAAUGUCUACCGUAAAAGACGAAAGUAUUUUGCAGACUUGGCUAUGAACUAUAAGCAUGGAGACCCCAUUCCCAAGGUUGAAUUCACUGAAGAGGAGAUUAAGACCUGGGGAACCGUGUUCCGAGAGCUGAACAAACUUUACCCAACCCAUGCCUGCAGAGAGUAUCUCAAAAACUUACCUUUGCUUUCUAAAUAUUGUGGAUACCGGGAAGAUAAUAUCCCACAAUUGGAAGAUGUCUCAAACUUUUUAAAAGAGCGCACGGGUUUUUCCAUCCGUCCUGUGGCUGGUUACUUAUCACCAAGAGAUUUCUUAUCAGGUUUAGCCUUUCGAGUUUUUCAUUGCACACAGUAUGUGAGACACAGUUCAGACCCUCUCUAUACCCCAGAGCCAGAUACCUGCCAUGAACUCCUAGGUCAUGUCCCCCUGUUGGCUGAACCUAGUUUUGCUCAAUUCUCCCAAGAAAUUGGCCUGGCUUCUCUUGGAGCUUCAGAGGAGGCUGUUCAAAAACUGGCAACGUGCUACUUUUUCACUGUGGAGUUUGGUCUCUGUAAACAAGAUGGGCAGUUGCGAGUCUUUGGUGCUGGAUUACUUUCUUCGAUCAGUGAACUUAAACAUUCACUUUCUGGACAUGCCAAAGUAAAGCCCUUUGAUCCCAAAAUUACCUGCAAACAGGAGUGUCGCAUCACAACUUUUCAGGAUGUGUACUUUGUAUCUGAAAGCUUUGAAGAUGCAAAAGAGAAGAUGAGAGAAUUUACCAAAACAAUUAAGCGUCCGUUUGGAGUGAAGUAUAAUCCAUAUACACGGAGUAUUCAGAUCCUGAAAGACACCAAGAGCAUAACCAGUGCCAUGAAUGAACUGCAGCAUGAUCUUGAUGUUGUUAGUGAUGCCCUUGCGAAGGUCAGCAAGCAGCUGAGCAUCUGAUCCUGAGAGCAUCUGAGCGCCAAUUCAGAGAGAGACCUGUGGGCCAGCUCCUGCUUUUCUUGAAGACCUGGUCAUGGAGGGACAGUAGCCAAACAACAUUCUCUACUCCCAUUCCUUAAUUAGUUCUUUGGAAAUUUGUACCUGGAUACUCUAUACCAGUACCUAUUUUUUUUUUUUUUUGUAACAGCUUAGUGAAAUAUGAUUCACAUACCAUACCAUUCAUUGACCACUCAUUUAAAAAAAUUUUUUUUAAA
Messenger RNA from Lynx canadensis (Canada lynx), 2047 nucleotides. It is a transcript of the gene TPH1, whose product is annotated as tryptophan hydroxylase 1. The transcript is spliced from 10 exons. The record is from RefSeq and is a predicted model, not a curated record. Gene Ontology annotation, molecular function: tryptophan 5-monooxygenase activity; iron ion binding. Gene Ontology annotation, biological process: serotonin biosynthetic process; aromatic amino acid metabolic process. NCBI's taxonomy places the organism in Eukaryota, Metazoa, Chordata, Mammalia, Carnivora, Felidae. The coding region runs from base 210 to 1793 and encodes 527 amino acids. Gene Ontology annotation, cellular component: neuron projection.